This is a messenger RNA of Dictyostelium purpureum, 561 nucleotides long. RefSeq lists its product as uncharacterized. Lineage: Eukaryota; Evosea; Eumycetozoa; Dictyosteliales; Dictyosteliaceae. Gene Ontology annotation, cellular component: cytoplasm. Gene Ontology annotation, molecular function: GTPase activator activity. The transcript has a single exon. Gene Ontology annotation, biological process: signal transduction. The annotation marks the transcript as partial. The record is from RefSeq and is a predicted model, not a curated record.
AAUAUUUUUGGUAAUACACUCCAACAAAUUAUGGCACUUCAAAGAGAGCGUUUCCCAAACGAAAAUUUAUCAUAUCCUUUAAUUUUAAAACUUUUAGCCGAGGGUGUUAUCAACUUAAAUGGUCCUUACACCGAAGGUAUUUUCCGUGUCACUGGCAGCGGUACUGAAGUAAACAGAUUAAAGAAACAAAUUAACGAACACGAUUUUCAAUUCGAUACUACUGAUCCACAUGUUUUAGCUGGUUUAUUAAAGUUAUGGUUAAGAGAAUUGGCCCAACCUGUUAUUCCAACUGAACUCUAUUACGAUUGUAUUAAAAGUCGUUCAAAAGAAGAAGUGGUUAGAAUCUCUUCAUCUUUACCAGAGAUCAAUAGAGAGGUUUUAAAUUAUUUAUUAGCUUUCCUAAAGAAUGUUUCUCAACCACAAUAUGCCGCAUACUCUAAAAUGGAUAUCGAUAAUGUAGCCAUGGUAUUUGCUCCAGGUCUUUUACGUUGUCCAACUACCGAUUCAAAUAUGUUAUUAAAUUCACAAUACGAAAAAGAUUUUAUUAAAUGUUUAAUAGAA